Molecule: messenger RNA, 9461 nt
Organism: Liolophura sinensis
Lineage: Eukaryota; Metazoa; Mollusca; Polyplacophora; Chitonida; Chitonidae
Product: protein transport protein Sec16A-like
Biological process (GO): Golgi organization
Cellular component (GO): ER to Golgi transport vesicle membrane; endoplasmic reticulum exit site
Source: RefSeq, a predicted model, not a curated record
AAGGAUGCUCAGAUGUCAACAUUAAUCGUCUGUUUGCAGUUUUGUCUUGGUUGAAAAAUAACACCUCAUUGUGGUGAAUCGAUGCGUUGCUAGUUGUACAUUCACCCUACCAACUACAGACGAAGCUGUUAAAGUUAAUUGUGAUACAAACCCCGAGGGGUAUAGAUAUCUCCGUGUAAUUGUUUUCCCUGUCAUUGACCAAGUGCUGGCAUCUCCACUGACUCUUCUACCAGGUGUUUGAUUUUAUGUCUUCAUGAUACGGGAAUAUAGCAUCAGAUUGUGCUCACAGUAGCUUGAUUGUCAGAAUGAGCCACAAUCAGCCUUGGAAUGUAGCCGGGUUCAACCCACAAAACACUGGAGGUGUGCAGAUGUUUGACCCGUCACAAUUUCAUACCACGGUUGCUGCCACGUUAGGAGAUCAUGGUGGCACCGCGCCUGCUCAGAAAAUGUUGAACCCUGGACAAUUCCAAGCUCAGGCAUCAGCCACCAGUAUCCCAAACAGUAUGGAAAUGUCCAGACAGAAUCAUUUCCCACCAGCAACAAGCUCAGGAAGUUCUGCGUUCACUAGUCAAGACAGAGGAUCCUUAGGAUGGGCUACUGGGAAUCUUAAUCCUCAACAGGGGCAGAAUUUUGUGGAUUCUCAUUUUCAAGGACAGAAUUUUUUUAAUCCUGGAGACUUGCAGCACUGGAACCCGCAGCAGCAGCAGCAGGGACAGUGGGAUGUGUCGGGACAGAACCAUCCCCAACAGCAGAGUCAGCCCCAACAAGAUCAUCACUCCCAGUGGUCCCAAGCCAGUGACCCAGUGUGGGCCGAACCAGAGCCGUGGCUGAACGAGACCAGCUCCUGGGGUGGCACUCAGAGGCAGGCAGCCUCGGACUCACAAGUGCCUCAAGCUAACGCCCAGGUACCAAACCAGUAUGGUGGUGAGUACUAUAACAGUUCAGAUGUUUAUUCCCAUCCAGAGCAAGCGUAUCAUGCGGAUUCAGGUAGUGGACAAGUACAGCGGUGUGUUGGACAAGUGACUGACUCUUUUUCCCAGGCCCAGUUUACAAAUAGCUCUGUCUCGAAUGACCAGGUGCAAGCACCACAUCAGCAAGGUGGUGAAACAAUGGUGUACAAUACAGUGUCCAUCACAACAGACAAACACCAGGUGUCUGUGUCCUCUGUUGGUGGGUCCAGCAGGGCCUUUGCUGAGAGUGCAGAUCUGAACGACAGUGGCACUGUAUCCAGCUUCUUCGGUUCCGGCGACAUGUACGAAGCAGGUUCCCUAGAACCUGGUGCUGGUAAUUUGGCUCUAAACCCACCCGCUAAUCCAGCCUUGUUGCGGAUACCGUCUUUGAACAGAACUGCUUCAGAGAUCUCUAACUCCAGUCUUGUAACAUACCACAACUCCAGCCUAGAAUCCUUGGAUGGCACAGAUGUGCAGCAAGAUGUUGGCGAUCUCGCGGACAAAUUUCAGGCUGCCUCAAUGCAAGACAGCCCGGGUUCCGUUUCUACCAAAACAGACGUUAAACCAUCUGCACAACCGUUGCAACACGAAAUUUCGCCGAAAACCCCACAGUCUCAGGUGAUUUCUGACACGCAUUCAUUGUCAUCCUCUCAUCACAGCGGGGACAGCCUGGGCGCCAGCAUGAACCAGGGCAGCUUCGGAGGCCAUAGUCACCACAGCUCUCUGGAUAGCAGUGACUUGGGGCUGGGGUCUGGCUUUUCUAGUGGGCCGGGGACCCCAGCAGGCCCCACCCUGGACUUAUCAACAGGACAGCAACCUCAUCAACAGGACCACGCCCCUUCUUCUCUCCCAACAGAGCCAAGCAAAGGUUCUGUAGUGACACAAAGCAACCAGCAUGGCCACUUGUAUUCUGCGCAUGAAUCAAGUUCAUCCGUACUCCACUCACAUGCACAGGCACAUGCAUGUGCCAGUCAGGCUGAUUCAGGUCCUGUCAGCCAUCCACCUAUGUAUGGUUCUUCAGCUUUCGGAGGACACAACAUACAUGGGCAUCCAGGAGCAUCAACAACAUCUAGUCUUUCCUCUGGCACAUGGAGCACAAGUUCUGUUAAAAAUGUUUUGGAUUUAUCUCAUCAUGGUGGGGCUCACCCAAACCCAGGCAGUAUAGCACAUCCUGAACAUCAUAUUUCUACUGGUGGUCAUCUGGAAUCGAAUCCUGUUCUAGACACUUCCACUGACUCAAGCCUGAACACUAGUUCAGACACUGUAGUAGGUAGACCCACAAGUGCUUUUAAACCAGUGCGAAGCCCGAGUACAUCCAGGCAAAACAGCGGAGCGAGUAACCCGGACGAAGCUUUGUUUCUGAAAGGCAUUAACAGCAAGAAACCCCCGAGACCACCAUCCGAGGGUAGAGAGUUCAUUCAUAACCAGCCACACAGACCCCACAGCCGACAGAAGCACCGCACUGACAACAACAUCUCCCCGGCGACCACCUUGUGGGCACCUCCUGAGUCUUCCUUUCAUGCACCUGUUAUCUUGGCACCAGCUGCACCAUCGCCACUGUCCUCACCGACCCAUAAAGCUAAACCGUCUGUAACUAAUAGUGAAAGCUCUACAUCACAUGCCACUGGGUCGGCUUCAUAUGCUGACAUUAACCCUAAAGCUGAAGAGAGCAGAGGGAGAGAUGCAAACGUGUCUGCUCCAGCGGCGGAUGUAAAAGGAACAGAUAUAAAAGAAACUCCUAGAAGAGAAGAUUUGUAUGGCAAAAAGUCCACUGAGGAGUAUGAUGAUAAGCCAAGGAGAAGAGGCCGGCAUAAGAGACAGACUUCUCGCGACGCUGUGCCCGUCACAGAGACCAAGCAAGAACGACCGUCAAGCCGUGCCGACUCACUGAAGGAUGAGUACAAUGACUACGUUGAUGGAUAUUACCGUGACCACUAUGGCUACCGUCAAGACCGUAGACGCGACAACCGGAGAGGGUAUGAUGAAGAGUAUGAUCGUCCUCGGUCAAGACAAGAUGAGGAGAAGAGACCAAGGUCAAGGGCAGGUUAUGAUCGCCCAAGGUCAAGGACAGAUUAUGAUCGACCAAGAUCAAGGACAGAUUAUGACCGGCCUAGGUCAAGGACUGAUAAUGAUCGACCAAGGUCAAGGAUGGAUUAUGAUCAGUACAAUUAUGACCGUGAAUAUAGAAGCAGAUAUAAGGGUUAUGAUUACGACCCUUAUUACAGACAGCAUGCCUAUUACUAUGACCGUGAUUACUAUGAUUAUCAGAAUCGCUAUGCCAUCGGCUAUUACGACGAAUACUACAGACAUGCCUAUGACGAGAGAUACCAGCCUGGUUACUAUCAGGAGUCCUUAGCCACUUACGAGGACACGGAUCAUUUGAGUCAAACCUCUGGCGCGUCUCGCGGCAACACCCCAGCUGAUGAACUGGACCAGCAGUCUGUCAGAGAUCCGCACAGUUAUGGGAGUCGGCCGCACAGUCGCCAGCACCAGUACAGUCACUAUGAUGCCCACACGUACGCUGGUUAUGACAACAUGGGAUAUGGGUAUGGUUACCAAGGCUACCAUUACCCUGGAUAUGGAGAAUACGAGGCCAAAUCAGAGGCGGUUGCUAAGUUCUCCUUGCCUCAUGUGGGGGUAAGGUUUGGCCCGGGGGGUCAGCUAAUCACAAUACAGCCUAAUCGCCCUGCAGAGGGCCAGCCUGCAAUGGUCCAGAUCGACGACCUGCAGACCCUGUUACGGGACGACGAGGAAGCUGAGGAGAUCGAGAAAUUCCCAGGCCCUCUUAUCAAAGGAGAGACCCACAAGAAUGAUGUCCUCAUGUUCUGUCAGAGACAAGCCAAGAUGUGCAAAGAGGAUGUGGACAUGAUAGACAGAGACUCUGCAGAACUACUGUGGAAGUUCUUAGAGAUGCUGAUCAAGCAAAAUGGAACAGUGGUGGGUACAGACAUAGCCGACCUUCUGCUGGAGGGUCAUGAACCCACGACCAUGGAGUACAAGUCCACAGGGGUGAAAAUAUCCACAUCGCAGUCCCAGAGCCUGGAAAAUCUGGCGGAGGUUGGAGAGGACGAGACAGAGAAGACACUGACGGUCGUGGCUGACCGGUCACUUGUGAACCGCCGCAAGUCUCUGACCAUGGAGGAAGUCACGGACAGGUUCAGGCACCUGCUGCUGUACGGCCGAAAAAAGGACUCGCUUGAUUGGGCGAUGAAGAACAACCUCUGGGGCCACGCCCUGUUUCUGGCCAGUAAAAUGGACAAUCGGACACAUGCCAAUGUGAUGAUCAGGUUUGCUAACAGUUCAAUGCGCAUGAAUGACCCACUGCAGACGCUGUACCAGCUGAUGUCAGGCAGGCAACCUGCAGCUGUAACCUGUAUAUCAGAUGAGCGGUGGGGAGACUGGCGUCCUCACCUGGCCAUGGUCUUGUCCAAUCAAACACCAAAGCCAGAUGUGGAUAGGAAGAGUAUCCUCACACUGGGGGACACGCUUGCUUCUCGAGGAUACCUGUAUGCCAGUCAUUUCUGUUACUUGAUGGCCCAGAUAGACUUUGGCACUUACAGCAAGAAGACAUCUAAACUGGUCCUAAUCGGAUCAAGUCAUAAUUUACCAUUUGAUGAAUUUGCAACCAAUGAAGCUAUACAGUGUACAGAAGUUUAUGAAUAUGCAUUAUCAUUAGGGAAUCCACUAUCUGUAUUAGCCCCCUUCCAGCCGUAUAAAUUUCUCUAUGCUUGUCGGAUGGCAGAGUUUGGAUUUACCCAUGCUGCACUACAUUACUGUGAAGUGAUAGCCAGCACUGUCAAUCAGGCACCCGGCGUUUAUCCCCUGCCCUUCGUCAAACAACUUUGUGAUCUGUCAUGCCGAUUGAAGUAUUACGAUCCUCAGAGACAAGAGAUGGGGUAUGAUCUAGAGGAUCCCUACUGGCUUCAGCAGCUACAGAGGUCGUGUCAUGGGUUAGAGGAUGGUUCAAUCCAGCCCAUAUCCGGUACAGCCACGCCCCUUGGUUACGGUACGACAACUGGUAGUAGUGAGAGUGGGGAGAUAGCCGGGCUAACAAUGGCUGGCGACCCGAGGUACAUGCAGUACCAGGGAGUUGCGGAGGAGGACAGUGCUUAUCAGGCAGGCUACACAGCCGAGCAGUGGGCACAACAACAACAACAACAACAAGUCACUCAGGAAGGGGGGGAGGUCACAGGUCAAGGAGACCAGCUACCUUACUCAACAUACUCAGGGGAGACAACUCAACAACAGAUGGAUCCUAACUACUCUAACCAGACAUAUGACCCCAACCAGUAUAACCAGGGUUACAACUACGGAUAUCAGCAGCCUGAUGGCGCGUAUGGUUAUUCUGGUCAGACUGGAUAUGACGCAGGAGUGGAAAAGCGAUAUUUUCAAGAUUCCAGUGCACCGUCUGACUCGGGUUUUGUCGGUGAUCCUACCACUUACGGUGCCAGACGCUACAGCGUAUCCGGUGUGCCUGCCACGCAAAUGGCAGAUGAUGUUGACGGGAACUUAGCUGCUUCCUCCAACAGUGAUUAUUGGGGCGCAUCGAGCAACACUACGAAUAAGGUUCACGGUGGUCCAGUACGCCAAAGAACAGUGUCGGGUGGAAGCUCCUUGUCAUCCGGACGUCCUCGCACCCUCUCCGGGAGCAGCUCGCAUUCCAUUAAGGCGUCGCCUUACUCUAACAAGUCAGUUCAGCCCAUUCAAGCCAUGAAUGCUGCAGGCCAACAUAAAAAGGCUCACAACAACAACAACGCUGGGGGCGGUAUACUGAGUUUCCUGGCUAGCAAACUUACCUUCUCUACACCAAAGAAUGAGAUGAAGCUACCCAAGGAUGAGAACCCAUCUAUCAUCUGGGAUCCAGUAAAGAACAGAUGGGUGAAUACUGAUGGUGGGGAGGAGGAGCAAGAGACGCCCGCAGCCCCACCCCCUACAGAUUCACAGCUGACAGGUCCAGCUGGGUCUGGGGCAGGAAGCAUGGGCCCUCCAGGAGGAAAUAGAUUCCAGAAACCAACUGCCAGGGGUGCUCGUAGCCGUUAUGUAGAUGUCCUCAACCCAGGUUCUUCAUCCUCUGCAUCUGCCGGGGCCAGUGUCCCCACCAGCUUGUUCUCUGUCUUACCCACGUCCACGUCGACCGCACAGAAUAUCUUUGUACCUGGUGCAGUUCCAAGCAGUGAUGCCAGCUCGGCAACAAACCCUGGAGGUAGUGAGGCAACCCCGGCCCCGGUGCUUUCAGUACCAAGCGACACAUCCACUGGGAAUGAGCAUUCACGAUCCAGUUCAUUAAGUUCGCUCUCCCGAGAAGUUCAACAAUUUACACAACAGGCGAUAGCGCAGGCUGAACAAGAUGCCCAGCAAGCCGCGGCUUCAACCCCAUCUGGUGUUCCCGUCAUGUUCAACCCAUCACAAUUCAGUCAACAAAAUUUCAACCAGUCGGCAUCCUCGUCUGGAAGCUCUCGGCCGCGAUAUGGACAAAGGAGGCAGUAUCCAAAAUGAACAGUAACGUUGGUUUAGUCAAAUGUUUUGAUGACAUGAAGUGAAGAGUUCAUUUGAGAUAGUGCACUGGAGUAGACGGACUGUGUGUGAUGUCUUUAUUAUUACAGGAAAAGUAAAAUAAGGCCUUAUUGUUUCAAAGGGCAAAUUUCUGGAAGAUUUACGCACGUUUACAUGUACCGUACUUUAAUGUACAAUGAUCUUUUGGAAGAUGUUUCCAUCGAGUGAAGCACAUGUACAAGGUUCCACACUUCUACGUUUGGCCUUAAUUUGAAUGCAUAUAAAAUUCAAAGGGUGUUCUUGGCUCCUUUAUCAAAUGCGUCAUCGGUUCACUAGAUCUUGCACUUAACUCGUCUGACAUGUUUUUGAGGGGAAAUCAAUUUUUUUCUUGCAUUCAACGCAGUUAAACAUCGCGUCGUGUCACCUUUCAGAUGGGUAACUUGCGCGCCUUGUUUUUUUUUUUGGGGGGGGGGGGGGGGAAGCAUACCGUUGUCCUGAUGGAAAGGGUGUAAUCUUGAUACCUGAUGUAAUGAUAGAUCUUGUUUAUAUGUCAGUGUACCGCCGUCGGUUUAGUGGAAUAUUCUUGAAUUCGGCGUAAAACACCAGUCAAAUAAAUAAAUAAAUAUGUCAGUGUAACUGUACACGUAGAUGUGUCCCAGCAACAGCAAGAUUCAUACAUGUGUGCAGCUUUGCUUGUCCAAGAGAUUCAUUAUAUAUUGUAUAUGUCUACUAGACAAUCAGCAACUUUCACAUUAUCAGCGAACGUCUUCUGAGAAAUGAUUCAAGGAUAAUACUUGUGUGUAUUAUGAAAAUGUAUGUGGAAAGCGUACGUAGCAAGGUGUAUGGAUAUAGUAAUAGGUGCAUAUUUAAAAAAAAAAAAAACAAAGCUUCCAAGAUUUUUGGUAGCAACAUUUUUACUAUGGUGGCCACGUGAAGUCAAUGUUGCCACUGUCCUUGUAAAUCUGUAGAGUGUAAAGGGAAGUCUUUCACGAAGACUGUGAUUUGAAAUGUUCCUUCUGGUGCUGCGUGUUCCAGUAUAAUAAUUUAUUCAAUAUUUUGUACAUAUUGCCAACGUUAGACAUAGAUUGAGACAAUUGCUGUAUGUUUUCUCCGGAUUAUAUGCCUACAUUUUUGAAUCGAUCAAGAUGACAUGACAUGUACAGUCAAUUUUUCAUUUAAUUUCCACUCUUCCAGAUUUUUGUUCAAUUUGGAAUUUCACGUGUGUUUAGCUUUAUAAACUUAGUCUGUUAUAUGAAAAUGUGCAUGUUGAAAAUGUUCAAGUUGUACUUACAUGUAGCGGCAUUAUCAUACUAAAGGGACUGGGUGCUCAAUGUAUUGUAUAGAACAUAACAUGUCUGUUCAGACAUUCACAGGUUUCCUGUUUUAACAGUAAGAGAAUUUCAAUUUUUUUUACUUCUACGUACCCCAUUUCUUCAACCUCUUCACAAGUUUAAGGACAUCAUUGGAUGCAAUUUAUCCACCUUAAUGUUUUGAUUGUGGCGUUAGCUUAUUAUUGAUGAGUUACCUUGCAUUUGCAUCAUGGUUCUUCGAUCCUGUACGUGCGAAGGUCUGCCAGCAACCUGCAGAUUGUCGUGAGUUUCCCCCUGUUUAUCUGCCCCGUUUUCCUCCCACCACAAUGCUUGGCGGUGUUGUUCAAGUGAAAUAUUCUUGAGCACGGCGUAAAACACCAAUCAGAUAAAUAAAUAAAUAAAUACAUAUUGGCUUCAGUGAAAAUGUAAUAUAUUUUCAUUCCCUCAAAAUAUGCUUAAUAUAACCCCAUGUUACGAUGCGAAAAGGCUAAAGAAAUAGGGUACAGCCUUUAAAUGUGUAGUCAGUGUUUUGAACUUCUUACGACUGCAGGGUGUAGUGUAAUUUUUCUUAGUGUUUGCUUGCACUACAUGAACGUGUACUUCAAACAGAAUGAAUGAGGAUAUCAACAAAGACAAACACGUGUGACGAGAGUGUUCUGAUCCUAAGACAGAAUGUACUAGUGCUUCGUGAAUAGUUAUGUUGCACAAUAUUCAUUGUCUCUCAGAACAUUCGUGUACAGUUGCCAUCUUUACAGAGCUAAUGCAUUUGUUGUUGCUGUAUGGCCAUGUCAUGACGUUAAAAUGGCAAUUCAGGAAUUUUGCAAUCCACAAACCUGAAUCAGUGUAGUUACAAGACUUCGAGAGCGUGCUUGAACUGGCGCGGUGUUGUUUGUGUUUAAUUAGAGCCAGAACUACCCCGAGCAUAGGUCAGAUGUGUGAGAAUGAACCAAUUAUUAUCAUCAGACAGUCUACAUAUAGAGGAUUUGUGCACCCCAAACUGAUUUGUCUCAUAUCGUACUGUGUUGCCAAACUGGUCCAUCGAUCAUCCAGCACAACGUGCACAUGAAGCUGAUUGAUCUUAAUAUACUUUGUUUCAUGUUCGUGGUGAAAAAUGCGUCAAUUGUUUUCCUUUUAUCUUAUAGCAAAGCUCUUUUUAUUAAAAGUGGUUUUUAGUUUUUAUUAUUUUGUUUCCCUAAAUUAUUUUGUGAGCAGUGUGGCCAGUUUAAAAGUGCAGAUUGUUAGCAUUUCUAUUUCUUCUUCAUACAGAUAUACCGUGCGUGUAAUUGAUUUUCUAAGGGUGGCGUUUUACUUUCCAUUAGAAACAUCAUUCUACAUUUUUUUUUGUCACAGGUUAUGAGUGGUAUAUAUCAAAUCUAUAUAGAACAUGCAUAAAUAAAAAAUCAUAAAACAUUGUACUUGAUUUAAGCGGUUAUGCUGUCCUCUGUGCUGACUAUUACUAUGGAGAACCAUCAGCAUGUGAAAUCUGAAAGCACAUUUUUAAUCAGAGCGUAAAAUUAUGAACAGUAAUAGUUCUUAUAAAAUUGUGUAUGUGUCAAAGAGCAUGGUCUACGACCUAUCUAUUUAUGUUUGCCUCCUGGUGAUUCGGGACAUAUUGAGAAAAAGAGGCUUCGAGAGUUUAUUGCCCUCGUCUGGUACAAUCGUUGUGCCAGAAAUUUAUAUGAUACACGAGAAAUAAAAUUAUAUAUUC